[Torrubiella] hemipterigena is the source of this 3188-nucleotide messenger RNA. NCBI's taxonomy places the organism in Eukaryota, Fungi, Ascomycota, Sordariomycetes, Hypocreales, Clavicipitaceae. The record is from the annotation of a GenBank genome assembly.
AUGGGCUAGAGGAGACAAUAUUGACCAGCGUCAAGAGCAAUCUUGCAUUAUGGUUUCGCUGCUUCUGUUGACAAGGCGGGGCGUUGUCGCCGUCCCUUAGUGUUGUUCACUGUGCAGCAUUGGCUGCUGGAGGUGCCACUACAAAGCUAACCCGAAACUGCCGGCAUGCGGAUUGCGCAUCCCACUUCCUUGCAUGGCAUUUUCCAGGCCAGAGCGUCAGAUUGCGGUCGUGCUUGUUCAAUCCUCUGCCAUUGACCGCGCUCUCGAAUAAUACAUUUCCACGGACCACUCAGGCCACCGUGCUCAGUCAUAGCAGCAUCUGUCUGCCGGACCAUGAACCCGACCCUCCGGCCCGUCAUCUCCCGCUGCACCCCGCGCAUCGCUCCGGCUCCGCGCAUCGUGCUACGCCAUCACACUAACAAACCACGCAUCUUUGCCCAGCAGUUCCUGUACACCCGCCACGCCAGAACCAUGUCUACCACAGUUUCUAUUCCGACAACUAAACUGGAGGAGCUACAGAAAUACACAGCCUGUGAUGUUUCAGAUGCACUCCUCAAGCUGAAAGUGCCUGGGGCCGGCUUCGUGGCUGAUCUAAACCUAUACAGUCCUCUUGCUCUCACACAGCCCGCCACUGUAAACGAACAGGCUCCUGUUACAGUUCACCCCGUAUCUACUGUUCUCUUUACACCUAAGGAUGAAAGCGCCCCUGAGACAGGUCGACCCGCCGCCAAUGUUCCCAAAGACGCCCACUGGGUAGACUUGGCCGUACCCGGAACCUUUGCUGUUCUGAAACAGCCACUAGGACAGAAAAACGCUGUAUGUGGAGGUAUAAUGGCAUUACGCAUGAAGCUACUCGGAGUUAAGGGAAUUGUCGUCGCCGGCCGUGUCCGUGACCUGGUUGAGCUGCGCAGCACCGAGCUUCCGAUUUGGGCAACUGGAACAUCCACAGUUGGCUCCGGAGGAAGCUCAGUGCCUUGGGCUACACAAGUACCCGUUGAAAUCAACGGCGUGACAGUGAACCCCGGCGACCUUGCAGUCCACGAUCCCACCAACGGCGUGGUGAUUAUCCCUCAGGAUAAAGUCAACCAACUACUGGAGCUGCUUCCCAAGCUUACGAGUGCAGACGACAAGGCCAAGGCUGAUGUAGCCGAGGGCGUCUCCGUCAAGGAGGCAUUUAAACGUCAUAGAGGUUGAAUCACUGCUGGAGCAACAAGCAAGAAAGAAGAGGGAUAGAUGCAACUUUCAUAAAUUCAUUACAGUGCGGUCGUAUGUAUACCAAAGGAAGGAUAACCCUAAUACAAAAGGUUGAUAAAGUAGAGAUUUACAGCAAAAAGUUGUCAAGUGACAUGAAAAAAAAGGCGUCAACUUGGUCCAUGAAUGUACUCCGUCGUCAGCAGCGCAUAACAAACGUAAAAAGAAAUAAAACCCGACAAAAAAAGCAAACGCAAUGCAAUAUGCAAAUGAUGUAAACAAGAAAACUUGACAGCAGAAGAAGCAGACAUUCAGAGCCAAGCGUCAUUUUUCUGGUCAUUGUCAGAACCGAGAUCAAAUCGCGGCAUCUCCAGCUUCGGCGCAUCCUCCACAUCCUUGCCCUUAAUGGGGCUAUGACCUCUAGAAAUGUCUGCAGCAACAGGGCCGAAGCGGACAUCUUCAACUUUCCACCCGUCUUCUGCCGCCGCGGCGACCCAAGUGCGCAGUGCCUCGUGGACGCACCCGUAGAACUUCUCCUUGCACAUGCGCAGCGAGCCACCCAUGCAUCGCUCCCAGCCGGAAAUGCGCAGAAGGCCGCGAAUCUCAUUGCGUGCGUCCUGUGUAGCAGUGCAUGCAAUCAGUGCGUUCAUCAGAUCGAGAUGAGAGGCCAGGUAGUUGGUCGCGUCCCAUUCGACGCCGCCAACAUACGGGGCUGCAGGGACAGGCGGACGCUCGUGAGGGAAGUGGCGGUUCAUAUAGGCAUACGGUUCGUUGUUGCUGGUGUCAAAGGGGUCUUCUUCGCGAGCGUUGGCGCCGGGUGGGAGGGCGAUGACGUUCAUGUUGUGCAAGAAGAUCCAGAAUACUUCCUUGGUGACGCUGACGGCUUCUUUGCUCCAGACACGAUACGGGCGCUCCUGUCUCAUCUCGAGGACCCAUGGCAGCGGCUGGUCUGCUUCUUUUGGUUCUGGGUCGCGCAGGUGCUUCAAAACUUGUUUGGCGCGGAUGAUGCGCUCGGCUGGCGAUGCUGAUGAUAUGUACAUGAUGAGAAUCGAUGUGAUGAUGUUGCGGGUGGUGAAUUCGCUAGGGCCCUUCUUCUCAGGGUCGAAGAUGAGAUGGAGUAGCUUAGGAAACAGCUCGGUAUGAUGAGCCUUCAAGUACUCCAUUGCGCGGGCAGUGGUGGCCAACGCUUUAAGGCAGAGCAGGUUUUCGUGCAAGAGAGCAUCUUCGUGGUCCGCUCUAUACAAACUUGUUAGCAUACUGUCUGGACUCAUGUGAUGACAACAUCAGUUUUCUUCUUACCUCCAUUCGACUUCCAUGAUACGGUUGAGCUGGCUGACAAUCUCCUCCAUGCCACCUUGCUCAAUGAAGCUUUCGAUCCAAGCCACCGUCUCGUUUCGCAGCAAGAGACGCAGCUUGUGGAUCUUGCCAACCUCAAUCGCCUCGGGCUUGGUCACCUUGCGCAGAUACGAGACAUAAUCAGAUGGCCCUUGUUGAGGCUUAAUCAUGGACAACACGCUUGAGACGCCACCGGUACUGGCUCCAGAAGAGACGGGGCGGUCCAACGCAACAUUGUCAGUCGACUUGCUGCGGAGAUGGCGCCCGACGGAGGCAUCUCGACGGUCACGUUUGGUGGGUGAUGCAGAGUUCUUUCGGCUUCGUGAAAAUGUAAAGCUACGACCACGCCCGCGGCGCGGCUGCUCUUCCUCGCCCUCUGAAUCGACGCCAUUGUCGUCUGCUGGCGAAUCCUUGGUCUUGGCGGCUUGCAUCUCGUGACUUGGGGUCCUCCUUGGUUGGGGACGCCUUGCCUCGAAAUCCAAGAGACGGAAACGCAUUCUUUGUUGGUGAUCGUGAGCGCCCACGGUUGUCGGCGUAGGAUACAUCGGUACUCUUUAAUGGUGAGCGAGAGGCAUGAUCUUGCCCGUUGCCGUGAAUCUCUCCGAGCGCAGCAACUGCCUUGCGAGGACUGACUUGAGACGGAGCCAUAUCCAAGUCGUCGU